Chelonia mydas (Green sea turtle) is the source of this 1454-nucleotide messenger RNA. It is a transcript of the gene PIH1D2, whose product is annotated as PIH1 domain containing 2. Lineage: Eukaryota; Metazoa; Chordata; Testudines; Cheloniidae. Gene Ontology annotation, cellular component: cytoplasm; R2TP complex; ribonucleoprotein complex. The record is from RefSeq and is a predicted model, not a curated record. The coding region runs from base 165 to 1112 and encodes 315 amino acids. Gene Ontology annotation, biological process: box C/D snoRNP assembly; rRNA processing. The transcript has 6 exons.
UCAGAAUUCAGGAAGCUGGGGGAGAUGUUACGUCACUUCCUCUUCAGGGGGACUGUCGCGUCCGUUGCUAUGGAAACGGCGUCGUGUGCCCGGAGGCAGGAUCUGUGUGGCGAGGCGUUAAGCGUAGGACCGGGGCUGCUUCCUGCAGGACAUUUGUGCCAAACAUGGCCGCCCCUUCUCACCCAGAGGACAUGCUGACCCAAGUGACCCAGCUCUGGAGUAUGCUGGAUGAGAUGUCAGAAAGCACCCCUGAGAGUUACCACAGAUUUAUGCAGCAGCAGCUGGAAGAUGCAAAGCAAUAUUGUGCUCCCCCUGAACCACAUCUUUGCCUACAGACCCACAUCCUGGAUCCUAAUGAAAAAUCAUUAUUCAUUAACCUCUGCAGGUGGAAAAGGGUCCCAGCUCCUAAGUCACCUACUGAUCCAAUUCCUCUAAGUGCUGGCCUACUAGAGGAGGUGUCCGAUAAAGCAGAGCUUUACUCCAUCAUAGAUAUUGCAUAUAACCCGACUGUUCUUCAGCGAGAGGAGAACCAAGCAGAAAUGGAUCAUUUGAUCAGUCUGACAUUUAAAUACAUUGAGGAGCAUUACAACCUCUCUCUGUCCCACUCUUAUCACAUUGCAACAUUCACACUCAAAGGAAGCCUGAAAAGGAUGAAACAGAGUCUGAGAGGAGGGCCAGUACCAGCUCCACUUCUCAACAAGAACAUGAGGAACGAACUGACACUGGACCCGAUGAAGCACAACCUCGGAGAGGAGGACCACAAUAAUGCUACAUUGCUGCUGAACAAGAAUGUUACACAGUCUAAAGUGCAUCUGAUAGAAGAAAUUGCCAGUAUGGAGCUGCCAGAGGAGGCAAUCACACCAGCCUAUGAACUGACCAUUGCAAAGGAUGCAAACAGGAAACCUCUAAAGAUUGAACUGAAAGUUGAAUUGCCUAAAGUUAGUUCCGUUUCUGAAUGUGAACUGAGCAUUUCAAGGGACGAUGUAAUCGUUGAAGUCCCUGAGAAAUACAGAUUACAGCUGGAUUUACCAGAGUUGGUCAAUGAAGAAGCAACUACAGCAACAUUUAACAAAGGGAAAGGUGUGUUGCUUAUCACAAUGCCAAUUCCCUAAGGAAAAUGUUAGGGACAGCAGGUUCUCAAAAAGUUAGUGGAUAUGUGUCACCCUUAAAGAUUAAAAGGAAGGUUAAUGGUAAAGAUCUUACCCAUAAGUAGAAAUCAGUAUCACUCUGUUAUUCUAAGAAUCUGUUCUGCUGUCUGCACACACAUAAUUUCCUCUGAAAAUAGAGGGUCAUGAAGUGUACAGUAUGAAGAGUAGGAAGGAAUUCUUAAUACAAGUUGUAAACAUUUAAGUGUUACUUAGAUCAUUUUAUCUCUAACACAUGAUUCUACAUUAUAAACUUUACUACCAUCUUCAGUUUGUCCAUCAGUAGACAAUAAAGAGUGAUUAACUUUG